Daktulosphaira vitifoliae (grape phylloxera) is the source of this 3267-nucleotide messenger RNA. Its product is annotated as A-kinase anchor protein 200-like. The record is from RefSeq and is a predicted model, not a curated record. NCBI's taxonomy places the organism in Eukaryota, Metazoa, Arthropoda, Insecta, Hemiptera, Phylloxeridae. The transcript has 8 exons. The coding region runs from base 433 to 1524 and encodes 363 amino acids.
UUCUAUGGUUCGUUCGGUGGUAACAGAACGUCGUUGUUUUAGAUGCUUGUAGCACUCUGAUCGUGCCCCAUCGUUAAAAAUUCGUUUUUUUUUUAAUUUAAUGUAACAUUUGUUCGGGUAAAUUAACACUUUUGGUGUAUUUUGAAUAUAUUACUUAUUGUCGAAUACUUAUUUUUUCGUUGUUUACAUUUUUCAGUUCUAAGUGUUUUUUAUCAGUGUACUUGCCGGUCUUUAAAUAUUCAUAGCCUACGUAAUAUAUCUCAACGGACGUUUCUUUUACGUUUUCCUAAAAGAACUUGUCAAACCAAACGUUUGUCAAGAAAGUGUGCGUGACGAUACACAGUGUAUAGUGCGCGGUUUAUUCAAUUGUCGAAAUUAUCAUUUUCAACUAGAUCACUCGGUUUAAUUUAAGUAGCUUAAGUAAUAAAAAAAAUGGGAGCAAGACAAAGCAAAAGAUCAGUAGACAUAUCUGCAGGUGCCACCAAGGCCGAAAAAGGACCUAGUGGCGAACCAUUGGAAAACGGUACUAUUACUUCAGCUUCCGUCGACGAGAAACAAAUUGUCGAAGCUAAUGGCGGUACGGUCGAAGAAACGCCCAAACAAAACGGAUCCACACCACACGUGAACGAAAAGGAAAAUAACGAAACAGCAACUGCUCCAGCUGAAGAAGCCAAGGAACCCGUAAAAGUCGAAGAAGAAAAAUCGACAGAACCUGUUGUACCCGCUGCUGAAACAAAUGGUGACUUGGACACAACUGCCGACGAAUCUGUCAAGAGCCCAACAGAAGAAUCAGCUACGACUGAUGAAGCAGAAAAGAAAAAACGCAAGAAGAAGAAAGCGUGGUCAUUCAGAAGUAUUAGUUUCUCCAAAAAAGACAAGUCUAAGCCAGCCAACAAACAAUCGCCCACCAAAACAAAAGAUGCAGUACUUGAGGUGGCUGAAGAUGAAGUAGCGAAAGAAGAAGAAACCGAAACAUCAGCAGCUGUUGAAGCCCCAAAAGUUGAAGAAAAAGCUAAAGAAGAACCCGAAGUUAAUAGCACUCAGACUACUGAAGUUCCACCUCCUUUGCCAAGUAGCCCUCCCCCAGUAGAGGCACCUAUUAUUGAACAAACUUCAGCACCUGUUGAAACAGUUGCCCCUGUUGAAACUCCAAGUCCACCAAAACCUGAAGAAAAACCUGAUAUUUUACAACCUGAACAAUCUGAAGAUGAUACUGUUGGUGGUGGUGAAGGAUUGGCUGAACCUCCUGAAGGAUUAAAUACUUCUGAUAUUGAAAAAGAAGUAGCUGAAGUACCUUUGGUUAAUGGAAAUCACGUAGAACAUGAAGAAUCAUUGCCUUCCUCUCCUAAUGUUGAAUCUGUUACAGAAAAAAUUGAAGCUAUCAAAAUUAGCAAUGCAAUUGAAUCUAAUGAUGUACAUCAUGAAAUUUCACAUGAAGUUAAUGGAAUAAAUGAUGCAGUAGCAGUCUCAAAUUCAAAUGAAGUCACUUGUUCUGAUGCUAAUUGCAACGGUACAGAUGACUAAGGCUGGUCUCAUAAUAAUAUUUCUCUAACCAUUGAACUUAAUGUUGACAUCAGUUUUCAUAAAUUACUUAAUGUUAUUACCUACUACUUUACAUAAAAAAGAAAAAUUUUAUUUUUUAAUUUUGCUAAUUAUUUUUAUAAUCUAUCAACGUAUAAAAACACAUUCCCAGUUGAUAUAUUGUAAAUUAAUUUGUCCUGAAGAAUAUUUUUAUACCUAAUUUUAUAAACCUUAACAAGCAAACAAUUUUUCUGUUACAAAACUUGCAUUUUGUAAAAUUAUUUAAAUAGGCUGUUUUUAAAUAUGAAUAUAUUUUUUUUUAAUUAUUAUUAUUAUUAUUAUUAUUAUUUAUUAUUACUGUCUUAGAUUUUAUAAAUUUAAAAAUUACGCAACAAAAAAAUAUAUGUAUAGAAAAACAAUUACUAUUUAGUUGUUGUGCUUAAAAACAAUUUAAGGUAAAAAUAAAAAUUUUACUUCUUUUGAUAAGAAAAUGUAAAACGCUCAAUUUUUAUUAUUUUAUACUACAUUCUGGACCAAUUAUAAUAUUUUUAAUACAGAAACAUUAAUUUAUUUUCUUAAAAAUAUAUACAGAACAUGUAAGCAUGAUCAAAUUUUCUACAUUAUUUAAUAUACAUUUUAGCAUAUAUUUGUAUUUAUUUUAAUUUAAAAAUAUUUAUGAAAUGUUAAAAACAUAAACUUUUGUUAUCAUUUUUAUAUCUGACCCAAAAGUAAAAAAUUAGAAUUAUUUAAUAAAAAUGUUGUGAAUUUUAGUUGUAAUAUCUUUGGUAUAAUGUCCAAGCGCCUAUAGUGUAUAAGGAAUUUUGGACACAAAGUGAUACUUUACAUCAUACAUUAAAACCUUCCCUAGGCGUUUUUACUGUAUAUUAUAUUAUUAAUAUUACUAUUACUACAUGUAUAGUUACUUCAAAUUAUUAUCUUUUAGGUAAUAUAGAUAUUCAAAGCAAAUUUUUAAAAACCUAAUUAGACUUAAAUUACUUUUUUUAUAUUAAAAUAAAAAUUUAUAUAUUAUAUGUACAAGAUUUUAUUGCUCCAAAUUAAGCUGAUAAUUUUUUAUAUAUAUUAUGUUUUAAUACUGUUUCACACUUUUAUAAAAUAAUUUUACCAUAAUAAUUAAAAACAUAAUUUAUAUUCAACUAUAUGUAAGCUACUAUCAAAUUUUGUUGGAAAAUUUUUUUAUUGAUUAACGGAAUUUAGUGUUGUUAUUUUAGCUCAAACCUAUUUGUCGGUGUAUAAAAAAAAAUUAUUGUAAAUGUUAGCUUAUUAGAUUGUUCUCUUUAUUUAUUUUAUUUGACUUCAAAAUUUUAUUUCGUUCAUAUUUUUAUAUAUACAUUAUCAAGAAUUAAGUGUAUAUUUAUCUAUAAGAACUUUUUGUAAGUUAACAUUAAAUUUAGUAUAUUCAAUUGUGUCUACUAUAUAUAUUUAUAUAUUAUUGUGUUGAUAUCUAUAGAUUUAAGUCUUGUAUUUGUCGUUUUUAUGAUAAAGUGACAUUAUGUGUGUGAAUAAUUUAUCAUUUAAUUAAUGAUAAAUUAUUGAUAUAGAUAAUAUUAAGCUUAUUCAAGCCAUCUCUAUUGUAGAUUUAGAGUAUUAAUUUCUACUAGCUUAUGUAUAUGAACAUAUUUUUCAUGAUUAAUUACUUAAUUUAAAAUAAUUAGAAUUUUUUUAUUUCUAUGCAAUCCUAAUAUUUAUCCUGUUUGUGAACUAUGACUAAAAUGACAUGAUAUUUAA